This is a messenger RNA of Mauremys reevesii (Reeves's turtle), 4898 nucleotides long. RefSeq names its product phospholipase D family member 5 (gene PLD5). Gene Ontology annotation, molecular function: catalytic activity. Lineage: Eukaryota; Metazoa; Chordata; Testudines; Geoemydidae. The coding region runs from base 513 to 1823 and encodes 436 amino acids. The record is from RefSeq and is a predicted model, not a curated record. The transcript is spliced from 11 exons.
UCGUCUGGAUUCAGCAGCCAGCAGCUGUCACCUCCGCUCCUCUGGGGAAGCCGCCGCCUGCACCCCGGGGAGCAGGCAGCGCGGCUCCUUUCCUAGAAGCCGCCGUGGGGCUUGUUAAGCGCUCCCCAAAGGUGGCUGCUGGAGAGGAGGAGGAGGAGCUGAACUAAUGCCAGGGACCGAGGCGGCGGCAGCAGCUCCAGCCCCUUCACUGCACCAACCUGCGGGCUGGCUGGAGAGGGAGCCCAGCCCCUCCCUCUUCAGCAGCAGCGGAGCAGCCGCCGGAGGGCUUCGAGCAGCUGAGGCUGAAGAGCCGCCCCAAAGAGCCAUCCCCGAGCCUCCCCAGAGUAGGUGCCAACUUCUACAGCACUGUCAAGCAGCAGGACUUCAGUGCCAGUGUCUGGCUGAGGAGGAAAGACCAACUGGAGCAUUCCCAGCAAAAAUGCAUUGUGAUCUUUGCACUGGUGUGCUGCUUUGCGAUUCUGGUUGCACUGAUAUUUUCUGCAGUGGAUAUAAUGGGAGAAGAUGAGGAUGGACUCUCAGAAAAGAAUUGUCAAAAUAACUGUCGGGUUGCCCUUGUGGAAAACAUUCCUGAAGGUAUAAACUAUUCAGACAGUGCACCGUCCCACUUGUCUCUUUUCCAAGGCUGGAUGAAUUUGCUUAAUAUGGCUGAAAAGUCUGUUGACAUAGUAUCUUCCCAAUGGGACCUCCAUCACAGUCAUCCAUCUGCAUGCCAGGGUCAGCGUCUUUUUGAAAAAUUGCUAGAACUGGUAUCUCGAAAUAUUGAGAUAAAACUAGUGAGCGAUAUACUGCCCACCGAAUCAAAGGUAUUAAACGACUUGAAAACAAAGGGUGCAGAAGUGCUGUAUAUGAAUAUGACUGCUUAUAAUGAAGGUCGCCUUCAAUCAUCAUUCUGGAUUGUUGAUAAACAGCAUGUAUACAUUGGAAGUGCCAGCUUAGACUGGAGGUCAUUGGGACAGAUGAAAGAACUUGGUGUCAUUGUGUACAACUGCAGCUGCCUCGUCCUAGAUUUACAAAGGAUAUUUGCCUUGUAUAGCUCAUUAAAAUACAAGAAUAAAGUGCCUCCAAGUUGGUCUAAGAGAUUGUAUGGCGUGUAUGAUACACAAAAUAAACUGACGCUGCAGCUGAAUGAGACAAAAUCAGAAGUCUUUGUGUCGAAUUCUCCCAAACUCUUUUGUCCAAAAGACAGAGUCUUGGAUAUUGAAGCUAUCUACAAUGUUAUAGAUGACGCCAAACAGUUUGUUUAUAUAGCUGUCAUGGAUUACCUCCCUAUUGUCUUUGACACAAAUGCUAAAAGGUACUGGCCAUAUUUGGAUGGGAAGAUAAGAGAAGCACUAGUGUUACGAAAUAUUAAAGUCCGGCUCCUCAUAAGUUUCUCAAAAGACACAGAUCCCCUUACAUUUAACUUUGUUUCAUCUCUUAAAGCUAUUUGCACUGAGGUUCCCAGCUGUAGUUUAAAAGUUAAAUUUUUUGAUCUUGAAGAGGAGAAUGCUUGCUUUCUCAAAGAACAAAAGAAUACUUCCCUUCCCAAAUUAAACCGGAAUAAAUAUAUGGUGACUGAUGGAGCUGCUUAUAUUGGUAAUUUUGACUGGGUGGGAAAUGAUUUUACUCAAAAUGCAGGAGCUGGCCUCGUUAUCAACCAAGCAGACGUGGGGAACAACACAAGCAUCGUUAAGCAACUUAAAGCCGUGUUUGAAAGGGACUGGUAUUCACACUAUGCCAAAAGUUUGCAACCAACAAAAAUCCCAAACUGCUUAAACUACAAACUUAACAAAGCAGUGGCAAAUAAGACUGCCAUGAAUUAAAAAGACUAUUUUACUGUAUGAUGAAUGAAGAAAUACAUCGGGGCUGCUGUAACCCUAUUUCAUAUUUACAGAUAAGACUUAAAAAAGGCAAAAAACAAUUUUUUUUAUUUUUAUUUUUAUUUUUUUUUAGGAAAAAGCACACUUAUGUAAAAUGUUCUCUAAACUAUACUCUCUAUAUUGAAUUAUUUACAACUUUUAAAUUUGUUACUUCUGACAUUGAAUGUCAUUUAUGCUUCAACAUUGAUUUUUCACAUUUGAAUUUAAAAGCAUACUUUGAUUCCUCUCCUUCAGUUUUAGAAUUUUUCGUACCUCCAAUCCUGGUUAGGGAGAACCGAAAUCUGAGCUAUGAAAUGUCAUUCUAAGAUCAGCUGCUAUUGAUACAUAAUGGAGGGCAGACUUUCUCCAUGCAAAAGAUACAAGUUUAAGCAAGUAUUCUCCUAUGUAAAUCAUUUCCUCCAAGUAUAUGGCCAUCCAAGCAGAUUUUGAUAGUUUUGAACAGAUAGUUUGAUAUCAAUAUCUAAUUACAUUUUCACACCAUCCUCAAAAUGUAUUAAAGCUAGCCGUCAGCUUCCUUGUCAUCUUCUAAUAACAAUAUACAUUUUCUUUUGUCCAAACAACUUUCACUAUAACCUCUCCCCCCAAACCUCUUACCUAACACGCUUCAAAAAAAAUAUUAAUUUUAAUUCCCUCUACCAUCAAUGGUUAUUCCUUGUUAUACCAAUGUCUCUUUAAUUUUGAAAUUCCUGGAUUCUGAGGAUGUUUUAUUAUAAAAAUCUAUUAUAAAGAUCCAGGGCUGUACAAUAUGAUUUUCUUGUCAGCUGUACAAUAUGAUUUUCCCAGUUUGAAGUAUUUCUCAAGAGUGAGGCAGCAAUUUUGUGUAGCAUCAUUGUUUGGGAAAAAAAACCAAAACCCUUAAAUGCUACUUUUUGAAAAAGGUGAAGGGCUAUGUAAAGCUGUACAAUAAUUUUAGUGAAAAUUUUCAGUUUUGUUCUAGUUGAUUCUGUACCUGGCAAACUUUGUUUUGUUAAUUUAAAAACAAAAUGAACAAAUGAACAAACAAACAAAAUUGGGAUAGAUUCAUUUCUGGUGUACCUCCAUGCCUCACUGACUUCAGCAAUUACACCAGCAAUGAAUUUCAUCCAGUAUAUUCAAAGUUGAAGAUCAGUUUUCAAAUCAGAUCCGUUUAUUUGCAAAAUUUCACUGAAGGACCAAGAGAAGCUCUAGCGGUGAAUAUCUUUCAAUCAUGUGUCUUGGGAUAAACUUAAUAUUAAGUCCUUGCAUAAAGGCAGAAGAGCCAAAAAUUCCAGAGUUUGCAGUUAUAGCUUCUGCUAGCAGUAGCACAUAAAAAGAUAAAAAAUAGUAACCACUGAUAUAUUUGCCUUCCUUGCAUAGUUGAUACUAGGAAUGCAUUGAAUUUUUAGUAUGUUUUAUACAGAUAAUGGAAAAUGUCAACGGAGCAAAUCUUUGUCAAAGGAGAAAGUGAUUCUGGGUUGCCACUGACCUUAUAAUUCUGAUACCAAAUGAAUGACAUAGAUACAGUAGUUUUAUCUGAUAGAUUUUUUUUGGAUCAGUAGUCACAAUUGCUUACUGGUCCAUUAUGGUAUAAGUGGAUUCCCAUGGGCUGGAAGAACAAAUUUGUGUACUUCAGUCAUCCAGAGUAGAACUAAUACAUCAAAGUACAGGGUUUUGUUUUUUCAAAAAAAUAUACUGUGUUUUUAUGAACCAUCUGACUUAUGAACAGAAGGGUUUAUUUUUAAAUAACUUUUAUCAGUAAAAGGUAGUCAGCCAUUCUACAAUUAGACUGGCAGGCACAAAUUUCAUUUGGUAUAAAAUAUGUACUAAUGAUUUUAAUAUAGCUGUUUCAAAUGACAGCAGCUCCAAAGAAGUGCAGAAGGCUUUUGUAUGGUAUGUUAGCCAAAAGAUAAAGUGCAUCCUUGGAUUUAAAAAAGAGGAUACGGAGUUUAAAAGAAAUCUUAUUAGUUUUUAGAACGCAUCAAAGGGGAUAAUAACCAAUCAUUCUUUCUGGGUUGGUACUAUUAUAGUUCAAAUAGAUCAAAUGCAGUGGACCAGGUUCUGAUCUCAGUUACGCCAAAGUAAAUAUGAAGCAACUCCAUUAAAGUGAAUUUGCACUGGUUCAUUUGAGAUCAGAACCACUGUUUCCUUUUGCUUUAGCUCUGUAGAGCACCACCACUGCAUGGCAUGUUUUCAAACUCCUAUAGGAAUUUGCAUGUAGUAGUUUCUCACAGACCUCUCAAACAGGAUCCAGAAGAUGCACUUUUUCUAACUCCCUUCUAACUGGCAUUGGUAACUCUGUCAUAUUACAAAGGCUUUUCUAAAGAGAUCAGUUUUAUUCUUAAAGAAUAUAGACUGUAAUUGUUGUUUGCUGCAAACGUUUACUAGUGCCUUAUUCAUGCACAAGGUUUUAUUUAACUAUUUCUCUUGUGAAACCCUGCUAAGAUCUUGUGUUUAAUACUGAAGCAUAAAAACAGCUUGCUAAAAAAGACAAAAGACCUACAUAUUGUGAAUGUUUAGAAUUCAGUACAUAGUGCUAGAGUCACAAAAAGGCAAAACUGUUGCCAAGAGCUGGGCCCAAAUCAAAGCCUUGUAUAUGAACACACCUGAAUUUUGGGGUGUUUUAAAUGCCCCCCAGCUUUGGAUUCAAAUUUCACAAAUUGACUCAUCCUUAUUAUGAGAUAAUGCAAAUCUCAAAUCAAAAUAUUCCUGAUUUUGGGGAUAUUCAAAAUCUGCAUUCCCCCAAUAUCAGACUCCAAUCAGAAGCAACCAUGGCAGUUCCUUCAGGCUUGAGGGUGAAGUAAAUCCAGACACAUGCAAUGGCUGAUACACAGCUACUUUGCAUAUUUCUUUGCAGUGUUGUUGUAGCCCGGCUGGUCCCAGUUAACACCUCUGCAAUCAUAGGACAAAGGAAGGUUAGUGGAAUACAGAUUGUUGUAAUCAGCCAUAAAUCCAGUAUCUUUACUGAGACCCUCCUUGAAUGGUCUCUUGCAACAUGUGUUAAUUCCGUAACAAUCUGUUCCACCGAGGGUGACCAGACAGCAAGUGGGAAAAAUCGGGACA